Dermacentor albipictus is the source of this 573-nucleotide messenger RNA. RefSeq names its product Ribonuclease P/MRP subunit p14 a (gene Rpp14a). Gene Ontology annotation, cellular component: nucleolus; multimeric ribonuclease P complex. Gene Ontology annotation, biological process: tRNA 5'-leader removal. Gene Ontology annotation, molecular function: ribonuclease P RNA binding; ribonuclease P activity. NCBI's taxonomy places the organism in Eukaryota, Metazoa, Arthropoda, Arachnida, Ixodida, Ixodidae. The record is from RefSeq and is a predicted model, not a curated record.
UCCACUGCGAUCCAAUCCGAAGCAUGAACGUAAACAAAUGUAGAGUGUACACAAAACUACUCACGUGUUCGACCGAAUUCAAUGUUUACUUGCAUAUGAAACCACUGUUGAAUGACUGAAGCACGUUUGCCUUAAAUUAGUGCGAAAGUCGGUACUCAUGGAAAGUAACAAAAGAAAAUUUCACACUGUUUGUCGGACGCAGUACGUCUACAUGGAUGUUUCACUCCGUUUUGAGGAGCCCGGUGAAGAAGUUGAUGCGACAGUAUUCAAGUUUGUGAUUCUGCAAGCAUUGAAGAAGUUGUAUGGUGAAGUUGGUGCGUCUGUUGCAGUGGAUGUUCUGAAGUUCAGGGAGUCGGACCUACGAGCUUACUUGCGCGUUUCGUCCAGCAACGUGGUCAGGCUUUGGAGUUCACUGACCUUGACUUCCUGCUACAAUGGAAGGCCAUGUUCCUUUCGGGUGUACAAGGUUUCUCCCAGCCUGGCCUCACUGAGUGUGUCAAGCUCACACUACCAGCAUGUACCUGCCGCAGAAGUGACUGCUGAUGAAUAAAUACUGUGCCAUAGUGAACCAAA